Radiomyces spectabilis is the source of this 1374-nucleotide messenger RNA. RefSeq names its product C2H2 type zinc-finger-domain-containing protein. Gene Ontology annotation, biological process: ribosomal large subunit biogenesis. Lineage: Eukaryota; Fungi; Mucoromycota; Mucoromycetes; Mucorales; Radiomycetaceae. Bases 99 to 1283 code for a protein of 394 amino acids. The record is from RefSeq and is a predicted model, not a curated record. Gene Ontology annotation, cellular component: preribosome, large subunit precursor. Gene Ontology annotation, molecular function: zinc ion binding; nucleic acid binding. The transcript has 5 exons.
UGCCGUUCGGAUUUUGGGACGCCUUUUCUUCUGGCGCAGCUUUUUUUUUCUUUUUAAGCAAAGAUCAUUCAUCCCUCGAUUAAAAAAAAAAGGUUAUCAUGAGUGAUCAAGAAGCUGCGGUUCCUUCUUCUGGAUUGUAUACCUGUAUAUCAUGUCAAGUUGCAUUUCAGUCGGCUGAUAGUCAGAGACUUCAUUAUCGAUCUGAUUGGCAUCGUUACAAUUUGAAGCGUAAAGUGGCGAAUUUGCCACCGAUCAGCAACGAACAGUUUCAGUUGAAAGUCAAUGCAAAGCAGGAAGCCGAGACUCGAGUUACGGAGACUCAACAGUUCAAGGGCUACUGUGACGUUUGCAGAAAAUCCUUUGCCACCGAGAAUACUUACAACAAUCAUGUGCAAUCGAAGAAACAUAAAGAAAUGGAGGCCAAAAAUGCCAAUCGUGUCAAGGCACCUGCAGCAAAAGAAAAGGAAAAAAUCGAGCGAGAAAGCCCGAUCGAUCUUACAAUUACUGAUGAAACCACUGAAGAAGAAAUGUUGGCGAAAAUCGAUGAAAAAAUCAAGUCGGCAAAACGCUUGGAAGAAACCGAUUGUCUUUUCUGUACUCAUAAAGCCGAAACAUUCGAGGAUAACAUGACCCAUAUGACGACCACACACAGCUUUUUUAUACCCGAUAUUGAGUUCUUGGUCGAUUUACGAGGAUUGGUGCGAUAUCUAGGCGAAAAAAUCAGUGUCGGUAACCUGUGUUUAUACUGUAACGGCAAAGGUCGAGGAUUACGGUCGCUUGAAGCUGUUCGGGCCCAUAUGAUUGACAAGGGACACUGCAAGAUUGCGUAUGAAGAAGAUGACGAUGCGGCUGAACUAGUCGACUUUUACGAUUUCUCUUCGUCCUACCCGCAAUUGGAUGGCGAGGAAGUGGAUGCGGAUGCCGAUUUGAGUGCAUUAACACAAUCCUUGCAACUGGCAGAUGACGAGAUGUCCCUGGUACUCCCAAGUGGUGCGAUCGUGGGGCACCGCGCGCUCAAGCGUUACUAUGAUCAGAGCUUGAAACCCGAAGAGACGCGAGACUCUGUAUUAAUUAACAAGCUGAUUGGCCAGUACUCAGAAUCUAAUGUCUAUCAAUCCCUUCGAUCGUCGGGCAACAGACGCCUAUUGAUUACGGACGGGCGUAAGGCUAAUGUGCGACAUACCGAAGCGUUCAAGGAUGCUCGCGUUCACGAUGAGUACCGAACACGGGUGGGAAUUCAGUCCAACAAGCUGCAAAAAUACUUUAGAAUACAGAUCAUCUAGAAUAGUCGACCGUUACAAAAAUAUAUAUCAUUAUUUUCAUGCAUUAUGCUUUAUUCAUUCUCGGAAAAACUGUUGCAUUAAACAUAUUGAG